Molecule: messenger RNA, 6279 nt
Organism: Caenorhabditis briggsae
Lineage: Eukaryota; Metazoa; Nematoda; Chromadorea; Rhabditida; Rhabditidae
Exons: 11
Coding region: 1-6279 (2092 amino acids)
Biological process (GO): intracellular protein localization; endocytosis; retrograde transport, endosome to Golgi
Cellular component (GO): membrane; Golgi apparatus; endocytic vesicle
Source: RefSeq, a predicted model, not a curated record
AUGGAUGAAACCCAUAGUUUGUUACUGAACGAGGAAGCUCUUGAGGCUUGUCCUGAGCAGAAGCGUCCAGUUUUCAUAUACGAAUGGCUUCGAUACUUAGAUCGGAUACUUCCCAUCACACAGAGGGAAGACCUCAAAAAUGUGCAGAAGGAGUUACAGAGACAGUUAGAAGAUCGACUGUAUACUGUAGUGGGUCCACCGACGAGGAAACUGCUGACACGAUGUAUAGCACGGGUUUACGCACUUACUGGGGAUAUUGCCUCGAUGAACAAUCUACUCAACAAUUGUAAUGAUACACUUAAGAACAAGGAUGAGUCUCCGAAGACAGUGCAAAAUAAAUUAGCAGCGUUGUCCUGCCUCGCAGCUCUCUACGAUUCCAUGGGCAAAAUGGCGGGUAGAUCAAUUGAAGACACUCUAGCGAUCUCCAAAAACUGGAUGGGAACUGCAGUUGCUCAUUCUCAAGCACACAUCAUGAAUACGUUGGCAUGUAUGGUAAAGGCUCUUGGUUCUGGAGACUCUGUAACAUACAAGAAAAUCCACACAAUUGCCAAAGGCUUGCUACAAGAUAGAACCCUGUGUAAAACUCCUCAUGUGAAGAUUGCCGCGCUGGAAUGUCUGACAGCUCUUGUACCAUUUUACACACCAAUUUACACAACUGAACUGGAAGCGUCUUGCACGAUGUGCAUCAAGGUUCUAGAGGGAUCCACGUAUGAGUUGAGAUGUGCUGUUGCAAAAUUCAUGGCUCAGUUGCUUGCAACUUCCAUGAAACCUCCACCUGGAGCUGCGUUGAAAGGAAAAUCAAACCAAAUGAUACCAGUCACACCGGCUACUGUAACAGACACACUCAAUCACUUGGCGUCUGGAUUCCUUCGUGGAGGUAUCGGAGGCUUUUUGAAAACUAGUUCUUCAACAUUCGCAACUAUGGGAAGAUCGGAUAUUCGAAUUGGAGUCAGUAUUUGUUAUGUAGAAAUGGUGCGAGAAAUGGGAUCGACUUGGCUCGAAAAACAUGUGAGAGCAGUUUGUUCUCAUAUGGUAGAUCUGGCAUCGAAGUGUGGACACUUAGCUUAUACCCAAAAUGCUGCUCAUGUCACCGAGGCACUAAUCAUCCGUCGAUGUAUCUCUUUCAUUCUACGUCAAACUGUCGGGGCAUUGCUGGGAGAAAAUGCCCAGACAAUCGGAUGCAAACUUUUGGGAGAGCUUCUGGGUCAAUACGUAGAUCUUACGAGCAUAGGAACAGGGGAUAAUUUGGAUUCGUCUGUUGAUAGCAACGAUUAUGCAAAUGGCUAUGCAGUUAUCGUGAUUCUUCAAGAAAUUUCUGUUCUUGUGAGACAAAUCGGAUCAUCUGUUAUGUCACUCUUCACUGAAGCUACUGGAAUCAUGGAGAAUAUUUUCAAGUGCCUUACUCAUCCACUUGCAUCUGUUAGAUAUUCAGCCGCUUGGUGUCUUCGAUGUGUGGCAACUGCUGUUCCGAAUCUGAUGACUCCACUAAUCGAUAGAUGCCUUCCAAGACUAGACCAGAUGUCUUCUUCAUCCAGAGCUAUCAGUGGAUUCUCCAUGGCUCUUGCAGCUCUUAUAGCAGCAUCAAACGACAGUUCAAAGCUUGGAGUACCCUACGCUAAACCACUGAAAGUACUGGAUCUCGCUGAAGAAAUGCUUCGAACUGCAACCCAGCAACCAAAACUGACAAUUGCCAAGUUGGAAUCUGGAUGGAAUCUCAUUAAUUCUCUGAUCCAUCUCGGACCAUCAGUAAUGAAAGAGCAUUUGCCACGUGUCAUGAAACUUUGGAAGGCGGCAUUCCCGCGAAGUGCACGAGAAGCUGAAACUGAGAAUAGCAGAGGAGAUGCAUUCUCGUGGCAAUGUGCCAUGGUUGCUCAGGCAGGAGCACUUUCAGUAAUGGAGGCAGUGGCUUCUGAACCUGAAUUGUGUUCCACAAGUAACGCACUAGAAACCAUGAAAGUACCUAUCGAAUGCAGUCUUGUAAUGAUGUCACAAGUUGGGAAUCUCAUCAAAAGUUAUGGAAAUGAAAUGAGGCAAGCCAAUUCAGUCGUCAGAAUCCGUCUUUACCGUCUCUUGCUGCUUCUUCCGCAUAAGAGUUUUGAAGGAAGCUACGUGGCUCUUCUUCGGGAGCUUGUCGCUGACAUUACACUAUCAGACAACUCGCAGAGUACGAUGACGACUUCUCUGCCAAUGACACAGUUUACCGGAGUUGAAAAGGUUCUAAUUUCUCCACUGUACAACGCAACAGACUAUUCUAUGGUUGAAGACUUGGUAAGUUAUCUUUUGGUAUUUCUGGCUCAACUUUCAUAUUUGCAGUUACAAACACCAAUAUCAUCUGUUGCGAUUGGAAACGUUGAAGAAGAUCUCUCCAAUCUCAUCCGAGCAUCGGCUUCACAAAUUGGAGACUCAUGGCCUGAAAACGAAUCUGAAGCGUUGACGUGCCUAAAUACUGCUCUGUUAACUUAUGGAAAAGUUUUCCCAUUGGUCAACAACAAACACAAACUUCAAAUUACCAAUCACUUCUACGACACAAUUCAAACUGCAACCAAAAAUGUUCCAAGAAAACAAGCGAUUUUUAUGAAUGUGCUGACUGCCAAACUUCUUGCUUACAAAACUCUUUGUGAGCAACGUGGGCCUAAACUGGAAAAUGAGGAAUUACAAAAAUCAUCGUUCAAACUGAUCAGCUCAUCACUCUCCAACACAUGCCCAAUGACUCGUUUAAUCGGUGCAGAAGCAUUGGCACGCCUUGCUCAAGCUGUUGGACUUCCACAAUACGUUGCUGAAACUGCGCAGUACUGCUUCAAUAUGCUCAAUAGUUGCAAGGAUGAAGUGAAUCGAUGUGGACAUGUUCUUGCUCUCGGAUGCCUUCACCGCCACGUUGGAUCUCUUGGAAGUGGACAACAUCUGAAUACGGGUGUUUCUGUGAUGCUAGCCUUGGCCGAGGAGAACAAAAUGCCAAAGGUUCAAACGUGUGCCUUGGUAGCAAUGGCGUUGAUAGCUGAAACUGGUAGUGGAAUGUUCCGGGUUUUCGUGGAAACCACAUUGAGUUCAUGUCUCAAACUUCUGAUCUCGACUCCAACUUUUGUAGUGGAUGUAGUACAAGGAAUCAGUAAAUGUCUAACUGCUCUCAUCACCUGCGUUGGACCGGAACUUAGCUGCCCAGGAGUUAUUGAUGGCGUUCGAACCUCGCUUCUUGCUGCUUGCGCCAUUCAACUAUCCCAUUCCGAUCCUUUCGUUCAAGCAGAAGCGAUUUCAGGACUUCAACAGAUGCACCUCUUCGCUCCAAGAUACGUUCAUAUGGCUCAGCUCGUCGUGGAUAUCAGUUCACUUCUCACUUCAACACAUCUCGUCAUCCGACGACAAGCAGUCAGUUGUUUGCGGCAACUUGUCCAAAGAGAGUCAAAAGAGGUUCGAAACCAUGCUCAAGUGUUGGUUCCCCAAGGAAUUGUGGAAACAAACAAGAAGAAGUUCGCUUUACCAGAAUCUGGAUUAGAAGGAGCACUGUUCGGGAUGCUGGAUACAGAAGUGAACAAAGAGUUGAGAGUUCAUCUACAAGAAACACUGGUCUCGUUGGUUCAAGGAACUUCUGGAGAGCUCUUGAACAAUUGGUUGAUGUUGUGCAAGGAGAUUCUGGCAACUUCCAAUGAUCAUGGAUUGGCAAGGAAGAAGGAGGAGAAGAAGGAACGUGUGGAAGAAGAUGGAGAUGAUGAAGAUGACGAGGAAGGCGAUGAUGAUACAAAUCUGGCUGGAAUUAGCUCAUUGAUGGAAGAAGAUAGAGGAAAAGUGCAACCAAGAUGGCCAACGAAAGUAUUCACAAUGGAAAUCGUGAAUCGAUUGAUGAGUGUUUGUGACACAGAAAGAGCCCAUUUGGAUAUGGCUCUGGCGAAAGAACUUCAAAUAACUUCAGUUGGAAAGAAUGAUUAUCUGGUUCUCCAUCUUUCGGAUCUAGUUCGAAUGUCUUUCAUGGCUGCUACUUCUGAUAACUCCUUACUUCGAAUUGCUGGAUUAAAAUCUUUAGAAGAAGUGAUCAUCCGUUUCUCGUCUUGUCCAGAACCUGAAUUCCCAGGACACAUGAUUCUGGAACAGUUUCAAGCGCAAGUGGGCGCCGCUCUCCGUCCGGCGUUCACUGAUGACACGCCCAGUAAUGUGACGUCAGUGGCUUGUCAAGUAUGCAGUACUUGGAUUGGAAGUGGUGUCGCCAGGGAUUUGAACGAUUUGAAGCGUGUCCACCAGCUGCUUGUGUCUUCUCUGAACAAACUAAAACACGGCUCGAUCAAUGUACAACUCUAUAGCGAAAGUGCUGCCACACUCGAAAAGUUAUCGAUUCUGAAGGCGUGGGCGGAGGUAUAUGUGACAGCGAUUGAGCAGGAUCGGAUGAAGAAUGAAAACGAAGAGGCUAGGGAUCAUUACGAAUACAACGGAAGUGGAUCACUAUUGUCUCUUGUGGAACCAGAAACCAAUUCACUAAUUGCUUAUUGGCUCGCUACACUCAAUGAUGCUGCCCUUCUUGCUCUUCCUGCUCACUAUUCUGAAAAAUUCUUGAGUCGUGGAGGGGCGUUUUUCAAUGCUCACAGUGCUGAAGCGUGUCGGGAAUAUUAUCAACUUUGUUGGCCUCCAAUUCUUCUUGCCUGCUCUACCUGGUUAAGUAAAAACAAUUUUGAACUACCCUCUGGAAUUGAGCUAUCACCAGAAACAGGAUCAGUGUGGAGAGAUGAAGGAAACAUCUCCAGAUUCUAUCUUCUAAUCGGAAUCGCCGUUGAAUCAUUGAGCAAUAAAACAAGACAAAUUGAAGAUGAAACUAUCCAAAUGUCAGUUAAAUCACUAACUCGAUUGCUUUCUUGCGAGUGGUGUCAAAUGCAUCUGAUGAGUGACGUUCCAGCUGCCAUCGAAAUACUUUGUGUUCUUCAUAGGAGUGUUCUUACAAGAGAUUGCCUCACAACUCAACUUCAGUGCAUCGAAUGCGUCCGAUCUAUCAUUGAUGCUGCCCAGUUGGCUAUGAGAAUCUGUGCAUCUAGAGAUAUUUCAAAUGGAAACAUGGAGAAUGCAGAUACACUGAGAAAAAUCCCAAAUGUUUUGUUCAGUGGGUCAGAAGGCGGAAACGAGGGACAGAUUAUCAAUGAAGGCGGAGUCAAAACUGUUAGCUACGCAGUUCUAGAGCUUGUAGUUUGUGCGAUUUUCAAGCAGAUGCCACAAAUCAAUUCCGCACAGCUGAAAACCAACAGUUUAGCUGCCCUCCAUCUACGAAAAGUGGGACGGCUCCCAGCGGAAAGUACUCAUUUAGUCAUCAAGAGUAUGCAAAUCCUGGUACAAAUUCCAAGUCUAUGUUCACCGCAAGCUAAAGUCACUGUACUCCCAGUCAUCAUGUAUCUCUUACUUGGCUUCAUUAGAGAGUCGGCAAGAUUAGAUGAAGGAUCAAUUCAAACCGAUCGUGCUGGACAUCUUUCUGCAAUUGCGGCGGCUGCAAUUCAAUCUAUUAGGAACAUUGUCAGUCAACCACCAGACGAUGAGACUGCGAUUAGCUGGAAGACUAUAAUGAGAAAUGCAUUUUAUUCCGUGCUCAAUAUGGCAGAAGAAAACGAACGAAUUCAACUGGAUAAAUGCGUGAUUAUGUUAGCUGCCGUAGUUUUCACUACAUCUGCUCCAGUAGACGUUGUUCUUGGUCAUCAGGAGUCGUUUAGCAAACUCAUUGUUUUAUUGAAACGACAUCUUCAAAGUGACAAUGUUGCUGUAGUUAUGAAGACUCUCCAAUCGUUAGGAUCAAUAUUUGGGCGGAAAGGGUUCGGAGGGAUCUUUGUGAAAUAUCUUGGAAAAGAGAUUAUGCCAGUUGUGAAACGAUACACAUUGAAAGUCGACAAUGAGAACGAGAAAAUUACGGAAUCCGAUUUGGCCAUCGUACAAGAGUGUAUGAAAGUGAUCGAGGUGUUGGCGAUGAAUGCAAAAGAUGGGAAACGAAUCCACGUCAUCUCGUUAUAUGUCCAACUGUUGGUUCGAUUCCUUCGAGCAACUUCUCAUACGGAAUGGAGAAAAGUGGGAACGAUCGAGAAGAAGCUUCAUGAGAUGGCUAUUGGAAGAUUGAAUUCGGCGGCGUUGAUGUGGCCGACGGAAUUCAAAAAAGUGGUAGAAUGGAAUAAGGAAUUGAAGGCAAGAGUAGAAAGUGCACUUCUUCUUCAAUCCACAAGACACUCCCAUCAAAUUUCAAUGGCAAGGACUCAAGAGGUGAAGACAACACCAGUCGUUCAACAACCUCGAAUCAGGUUGACAAUGUUUGGUGCUGACACUUAA